Ctenopharyngodon idella (grass carp) is the source of this 6520-nucleotide messenger RNA. RefSeq names its product AT-rich interaction domain 4B (gene arid4b). Bases 349 to 4161 code for a protein of 1270 amino acids. The record is from RefSeq and is a predicted model, not a curated record. Lineage: Eukaryota; Metazoa; Chordata; Actinopteri; Cypriniformes; Xenocyprididae. Gene Ontology annotation, molecular function: transcription cis-regulatory region binding. Gene Ontology annotation, biological process: regulation of transcription by RNA polymerase II. The transcript is spliced from 24 exons. Gene Ontology annotation, cellular component: nucleus.
ACCUUCCAAUAGAAAACGAACGGGGCGGUUGGUGCGCGCGAGGCAGCCAAUGGGCGCGCGCAGUAUCCACAGUGGGAGGUUUGUGUAUCUAUCCUUCAGUCCGUUUCAGAAGCGGAGAGGAUUACCACAGAGAAAACGAGUGCGAUUGCCGAGCUGUUUUGUCGGAUUCGCAUCCCGACACCUUUCCUACAUUUUCGGACGACGUUUCCAGCGUUGAUCGUCGAUGAUUUUCCUCGAUUGUCCAAUGGAUUACUAAUUUAACGGAGGAACAUCGCGAUCUGUCGGAUAUAUCAGCUGAAGACCUGAAAGUGAGUUCACUCAAGAGGAUCACCGUCACCGUGGACGGAGAUGAAGACACUGGAGGAGCCCCCUUACCUGACCGUUGGUACUGACGUGAGUGCCAAAUACAGAGGGGCGUUCUGUGAGGCCAAGAUCAAGACCGCCAAGAGACUCGUCAAGGCAAAGGUCACCUUCAAACCCGACGCGUCCACUGCGGAGGUGCACGAUGAACACAUCAGAGGACUUCUGAAGGUGGGUGCUGUGGUUGAAGCCAGGAACCAAGAUGGGAUCUACCAGGAGGCCAUCAUCAACAAACUCACUGACGCUAGUUUGUACACCGUUGUGUUUGAUGACGGUGAUGAGAAGACCCUCAGGCGCUCGUCUCUCUGCCUGAAAGGAGCGCGCCACUUUGCUGAGAGUGAGACACUCGACAGGCUUCCUCUUACCAACCCCGAACACUUCGGCACUCCUGUCAUCGGCAAAAAAGGAAACCGCGGAGGCCGACGGUCCAAUCCCAUUCAAGAAGAGGAGUCAUCUUCAUCAUCUAGUGAGGAAGAGGAGGGCGAUCAGCAACAAAAUGAAGAGCUUUACGGCAAAGUGGUGUGUGUGGAUGGGGUCGUCACCAGCGACAAAAAGAAAACCACAUGGUAUCCUGCCCUGGUCAUCUCUCCAGACUGCCAUGAAGAUGUGACGCUGAAAAAAGACAACGUUUUUGUCCGCUCCUUCAAAGAUGGGAAAUUUUACACAGUUUUACGGAAAGACAUUCGAGAGCUGGAUGAAGAAAAAGCUCCCAAAGCAGACGCAGGACUCAAACCAGCUUUAGAUGCAGCGUGGGAGUUUCAGCGUAACGGCUCUGUGCCCAACACGUGGAGGACGGAGGUGAAGGAUGAAAGCUCGAGCAGUGAGGAUGAUGACGAGGAAGAGGAGGAGGAACAAGAGGAAGAGGCCAGCGGCGAGGAGGAAGAGGAGGAAGUGGAGCCGUUCCCAGAAGAGAAGGACAACUUCCUACAGCAGCUUUACAAAUUUAUGGAGGAUAGAGGAACGCCUAUCAAUAAACGACCCGUGCUGGGAUACAGGAAUCUGAAUCUUUUCAAACUCUAUCGGCUGGUGCACAAGCUCGGAGGAUUUGACAAUAUUGAGAGCGGAUCUGUCUGGAAGCAGGUGUAUCAGGAUCUGGGUAUCCCCGUGCUCAACUCCGCAGCCGGUUACAACGUCAAAUGUGCCUACAGAAAGUACCUGUAUGGCUUUGAGGACUUCUGCACUUCCACGGGAAUCACGUUCCGCAUGGAUCUGCCGUAUAAGACGGGUGAGAAGACGGGCUCCAAGAGUGAGGUGAACACUGAGGAAACAGCCAGCGGUGGAAACAGUGUCUCUUUAAGCACAUCCAGCACAGAAGAAGAACAGAAAGUCCUUAAAGAACCAGAGCCCUCCAACACACAGCAUGUGGUCAAGGAGGAGAAGACCGAGACCACAGCACCAUGUGAAGAUAAAGCGGAUAUCAGCAGCGUAAAUGAGGAGGAGGAGGAGGAUAACCAUGCUGAUGAAGAGGAGAAUGACACAAAUGAAGAGGCCAAAGAGUGCGGAGCGACAGCGGAGAGUAACGUCACAGAGAACGUGAAGGAGGAACCGUGCGAGGAACCCGACAGCAAAGAUCUGUCAGGGGAUGUCAGCAGUCAGGAGUGGGAGGAAGGGGAGGAGUGUGAGUGUUACCCUCCUGGGAUGAAGGUGCAGGUGAGGUAUGGGCGAGGCCGCAAUCAGAAGACGUACGAUGCCACUGUGAAAGAGUCAGACCUGGAGGGGGGAGAGGUGCUCUACCUGGUGCACUACUGUGGCUGGAACCACAGGUAUGACGAGUGGAUCAAAGCUGAUAAGAUUGUCAGGCCAGCCAAUAAGAAUGUCCCCAAAAUAAAGCACCGCAAAAAAAUAAAGAAUAAAGCAGAGCGAGAAAGAGACCGAAUAGAGAGACUGACCGACAGAGAGGAUCUUCCUUCAUCCAGAAAUCGCAUCAAUCGAUUGUCCAAACCGAACUCCGGCAGUGAUGUUUUCUCAAAGAUGGAUGAGUGUGGUGAUAAGGGAAACCAGCAGGCGCCCGUCAAGCCCAUAGAAAUCACAUCCAUUCUCAACGGCCUCCCAGGCUCAGAAAGCUCAUCAGAUGACAGUGAACGAGAAGAAGAUGGUGACGCUGAUCAUGAUGAAGACGAUCAUCCAGGAGGACGAGUGAGACUUCGGAAAGGAGGUCCUCCAGAGCACUGGGAGAGCGGAAGCCCGUCUGAAGGCUUCAAAGCUCCCACAGUAGUGGACGAGGAACCCACCGUUCAGGACGGCCCAGAAUCGGGCAAGAGGAAGGGCCAGUUUGAGGUGGACGUGGAAGGGUCCAGCGGCAGAAGAAAAAAAGCAGAAGUUCUAGGCGAACGCAGCUUGAAAAGCCCAGCGAAAGGCAAAACUAGAAGCAGUAGAGGCGGCGAUUGGCUACCAACUAGUUCGCCGAAAAAGUUGGAAGAACGAAGCCCGGUGGAGGAUCGAGGCGAAAGCAGUUCUGAAGACGAAGCAACAGAACUUCAACCCAAGGAAGACCCAAAAGGGCAUUCGAAAUCCAAGAGCUCGCCUUCGAAGAAAUACAACGGCGUCAAGGAGAAAAAUAAAAGCGGACAUUCAGGAUUCUGGGAAAUCCCAGAGAAAAGAGCCAAAAUAUCUGUAGGGAUUGAGGAAAGGUCGCCCAGCUGUCGUACCAAAGGCCAGAAGGACGUUUGGUCCAGCAUCCAAGUUCAGUGGCCCAAGAAGACUUUGAAAGAGUUGUUUUCAGACUCUGACACAGAGGCGGCCAACUCUCCUCCACCCGCGGUAACCGCUCCGGACGACGCAUGCACCGAACCCGCGCGGGACGAGGAGGAGAUCGCAGAGGAGAAGCUGCAGGAGCAUCCCAGCAGCGGCACCAACUCAGUCCUCAACACGCCUCCGACUACUCCCGAGUCGCCCGCCGUGGCCGAAGGACCCGCCGAGGUUCUGGCCGAGAUCCGCGCGCCCUCGCCGCCCGCCGAGCUGCCCGCCAGUCCUCCAGCCGUCUCUUUACCUGAAGGACCUCUGAUUGAGGAGCGGGCAGGGGGGCGCAGCGAGUCCGACAGCAGCACAGUGGAGGUGGAGAGCUUAGGUGGAGAGAUCCAGGAGAUGCAUCAGGAGGAGGGGGCAGGUUCCCCUUCCAAAGCCUUCGACGGCAACCUGUCCUGCAACAGUAACAGCAACUGCAGCCUGACGCUCAGCAACAGCAGCCAGCAGGAGAGCGAGCAGAAAGCCAAAGCCUCAUCCAGUCAGAAGCGGCACAAAGAGUCCCAAGGCGGCGGAGCAUCAAAGAAACACAAGCGGACUCAUAAAAACCUGAGCUUACAUCCCAAGAAGAACCGCAAACCAGCUCACAGCAGUGACAGUGAGGACCAGUCCAUCGGCGACAGCACUGCCAAAUCCCCCUCGUCCAAGAGCAGCAGCGACCUGAAGUCCAGCCGGACGCCCCCCUCAGGCCACAGGUACCAGAAGCACGGCGAGCCCGAGCAUUCCCACAGCCGAGACCAGCACGGCAGGACCAAGUGGACGUUCCAGAUGUCGGACCUGGAAAAGAUGAGCAGUCUAGAGCGGAUAGCAUUCCUUCAGGAGAAGCUGCAGGACAUCAGGAAUCACUACCUCUUGCUCAAAUCUGAGGUGGCCUCCAUCGACAGGAGACGGAAGCGCAUGAAGAAGAAGGAGAGGGAGACAGGCGCAGCAGCGGCCUCGUCCUCGUCCUCAUCCUCGCCGUCCUCGAGCUCUCUGACAGCGGCUGUCAUGCUAACGCUGGCCGAGCCGACGGUUUCAGGCACUUCACAAACCUCUGGGGUGUCGGUGGAGUGCAGGUGACAGGAAUGGGACGGCGGCGAGCAGCACAGAGCACUUAACCAGCACCCGGCCCGCCUCGGUCCGGCUCCGGCCUCCUGCCCCUGCACUACUGGACGGAAAGACACUGACAAACACAACAACGGGGCACAAAUAUGACGAAACAAUAGCCACCAGAUACAGCAACAAGCACUAUUUUAUAUCGACAACUGUUUCCUUGGCAAGCUAAUUGCACUCAAGUGCACUUUUUUCUGAAAGUUGGGUCGGGUUUGACGAUAGGACAAAGACUUUUACUGUUUGUUUGUUUUACAAACCAACCCCACGAUGUCCAUGACGACAUCCUGUCUUUGAAUAUGAAUUUCAGUACAGUGAUGUCACUGUAAAACACAUUCAGUUCCACCCGUAGAAGAUCAUUUGGAGCAGUUUGAGAUGGGCGGCAGAGGUUAAACAAGGAAAGUCACUGACAGACGUUCAGCUGGUGACGGUCAGUCGACGCUGCAGUGCCUUAACGUUCGGGGCACUCGUGAGGAAUGCUGGGAAACGGUCAGUGCUGGGUAGAUGCUUGUCUCAUAACACCUCCAGAAGGGUUCAGCUGUGAGAUUCAAACUCACAGGAAACCGAAUGUCUCAUUUAUUUUUAAUCAUAACAUGACUUAGGUCACAUUUCACCCUAAAAUCAAAAGAGGAAAAAAAUAUAUAUAUAUAUAUUACUGUAUUACGGUAAUGAGAAUCACCAUUGAGAAUAAUGAGAAUUAUUUUUUAAAUAAAUAAUUAUAAAAUUUCACAAUGAAAAAGUCUUAAUGGUCCUAAAUAUAGGUUUCAUUAUGCAAGAUUAAAAUAUGUAUUAAAUAUGUAAUUAAAAAACGGUAUUACAGUAAUGAGAUUCAGAAUCACUGUUGAAAAUGAGAAUUAUUUAUUUAAUAAUUUCACAACAACUGCAAAAAAAUAUUAAUGGCGCUAAGAAUAGGAAAAAAUAUAUAUAAUUUAAAAAAAUACUGUAUUACAGUAAUGAUAAUCACCAUUGAGAAUAAUGAGAAUUAUAUAUUUAAUAAAUAAUUAUAUAUUAAUAAUUUCACAAUGAAAAAAAUCCUAAUGGCCCCACAAUAUUUUUCCAUGUAAUUUAUAUAUAAUUAUGUAUUAACUAUAUAAUACAAAUACUGUAUUACAGUAGGUAAUAAUAAUUAUAUAUUUUUUUAAAAAUAUUUCAAAAUGACAAGAUAUUUUUUCAUUGUGAAUUUUUGAUAUAUAAUUAUAUAUGAAAUAUUUAGUAGUUUUUAAUUAAAUAUAUAAUUUUAAAACUGUAUUACAGUAAUGAGAAUCACCAUUAAGAAUAAAGAGAAUUGUAUAUUUAAUAAAUAAUUAUAUAUAAAUCAAUUUCACAAUGUGAAAAAAAUCUUAUGAAACAGUUCACAAAAAAAUCUUGCAUCAUGAAACCUAUUUUUAGCAGGUAUUUUAUUAAAUAUAUAAUUAAAACACCAUUGAGAAUGAGAAAUGUGUAUUUAAUAAAUAAUUAUAUAUAAAUCAAUUGAAAAACAAAGUUUUGGGGUGAAAUGCGACUUGUUUUGAGUUUUACCCCACAGUGUCGGUGCGGAUGACGCCUUAUGAAUGUUAAACCCCCGAUUUGUCCAGUGUUUUUUUUUAUUUUUAUGAUCUCAGAAAGCCUUAUGAAAGGUAUAUCAGCCCUUCAUCUUCACCGUUACCCACUCGAUCCAUUCAGUGUGUUCGUCUCGUCACAGAAAGCCGAAGGAGGCACGAGCCGGUCGGGCCAAGGGCUAUCGAGCCGCGCGCUCACGAUGGAGAAUUUGCGUUCAGUAUCUCUGGAGGUGAAAUGUAUUAUGAUUGUUGACAAUUUGAGAAUUGAUGACUUUUUCUGGCAGCCAGGAUUCUAAAUGUAUUUUACUACUGAAAUCUAUCCAGACCCUGUGGGUGGGGUUUUAAUGGUUAAUGUGGCAGUAUUCAGAAGUGCAAUGGCAGAUUCAUCUGGAAUCGUGUGCAAUGACAGAUGCCCAUCUGUUCUGUACGUAGCCUUUGUGUGUUUGUGUCUUCCUUUUUUUCCAUUUCCCACCUCCUUUUGCAAUGCCAUACAUGUAGGAUGUCGAGUUAUAAAGCACUGUGGGAAAACAGUCCACUGGUUUGGUUGCUUAUACUAAGUAGUGAAAGGUGAAUUAAUUGGGUUGAGUUUAAAGGAUUAGUUCACUUCAGAAUUAAAACUUCCUGAUAAUUUACUCACCCCCAUGUCAUCCGAGAUGUUCAUGUCUUUCUUUCUUCAGGUGAAAAGAAAUGAAGGUUUUUGAGGAAAACAUUUCAGGAUUUUUCUCCAUAUAGUGGACUUCACUGGGGUUCAACGGGUUGAAGGUCCAAAUGUCAGUUUCAGUGCAGCUUCA